Messenger RNA from Filobasidium floriforme, 2807 nucleotides. RefSeq names its product Gar1/Naf1 RNA binding region-domain-containing protein. The coding region runs from base 85 to 2799 and encodes 904 amino acids. NCBI's taxonomy places the organism in Eukaryota, Fungi, Basidiomycota, Tremellomycetes, Filobasidiales, Filobasidiaceae. Gene Ontology annotation, molecular function: RNA binding. The transcript has 4 exons. The record is from RefSeq and is a predicted model, not a curated record. Gene Ontology annotation, cellular component: sno(s)RNA-containing ribonucleoprotein complex. Gene Ontology annotation, biological process: pseudouridine synthesis; ribosome biogenesis; box H/ACA snoRNP assembly.
AAAAAACCUGUAUCACCGCAAUAGUUCUUGUCUUCAUCUAAGAAGCUGACGACCGUCGGAAACCACCGCAAUUAUCAAACGUUGAUGGACGACAAGCAAGAAACGCGAACGGGGGAGCAGGAACGCGAAGAGAUGCAGGCCGAACGAGUCUCGCCCGUUCACGUAGGAGAGGUCGGACAGAUCUCGACACUAGCCGAGAUGGACAUCGUGGGAGAACCUUUGGAGUCGAAUAAUCCGAAAUCCGUGAUAGAACCUGAAGCCGCCGUACCAGCAUCGUCCGUGGUACCCAUCUCGAACGCGACGGCAGGCCCGAGUUCGAGCUCGACGACCACCGCGCAACCUAUCCCGCAAGACCUAGAGUUGAUCAUGAACAUGGUCACGAAUGGCAACGACUUGGCAGCUUUGUCAGUGGCCGACCGUAGUACACAGGGUCAACCGGGGGUUGAGGUGGAAGUGGAAGUAGAAGCGGGGAGCGGAAGUGAAGACGGAGCCGAGGAAGACUCUGACCCCGACUCCGAUUCCGACUCAUCCUCCAUCCAAAUUCCACCCUCAGGACCGACCACCAACACCCCAAUGUCACAAGCUACGCGGGACAGGCUCAUGGCCCAGCUUACCACCUUCUACACCUCUACCUCGAAUGACGAUGAAGGACUAAACGAGGAUGGUGAGGGGUACAUCACCGCGGAUUCGGACGAACUGGAGGAAGAAGGUGCGGUGGAUGUGGGGCUGGGUUAUGGUGGCGAUAGCGACGGGGACGAGGAAGCUCUAGCUCCGACUCGUCUUGCCGUGCCACAGGGAGCUACGAUUGAGCUCAUGAGCGAGGACGAAGACGACGAAGAAGACGAUGACGAUGAUGAUGAUGACGACCAAGAGUCCGUCUCGGAGAGCUCUUCCCAGGACGAAGAUGGCAAGAUCGACCUGAUGGACAUGGAAGACGAGUCUGACGAAGAGGCCGGUGCUGCGGGUCCCAGCGUACCUCCAAAGACGAAGCAUGAGCUCGAAGACGAUCGAGCGGUGGUCCCGCAAGUGGAAAUGUUGAAAGAUGGGGAGAGGCUGGUACUAGCUGGAGAGAUCAUGAGCGUCUUGUUAAUUGCCGGGGUCAAGCAUGAGCCGGAGGUGGGCGCGGAGAUGGAGGUCAAGGUCGAGCCCGAGGUAGAGGUAGAGGUGGAUGUCAACGCCGCGGUCGAAGCCAAGACGGAUCAGGCAAAAGCUGAAGAGGAAGUCAAACCGGAGAUCGCCCAGUCUCCACUCGACCCUUCGACGACCGACCAGGACUCGAAGCCCGAACCCGCCGCCACCGCCGCCGAUCACAAACCGAAACCGGUGAAAAAGGACGCCAAAACGAAACAACGGGAAAAGAGGCAACAAAAGCAGCUCGCCAAGAGUUCGGGGACGAUCAUCAUCAAGGCUUUGAGGCCGCCUCUGGGUGAAGCUGGAAUCGGCGGGUUGAGGAUUGGGGACGAUGAAGGGUGGUUGGAAGAAGGCAGUCUGAUAUGUCUGGAGAACCGACGGGUGUUGGCAGUGGUCGCCGAAACGUUUGGACCGCUUUCUCAGCCAUUCUACCUCUUGCGGCUACCGCCGGCGCCAUACCCUCUUCCGACGGCCUCGGAAUUGACGAUCGGCAAGCACGUCUACUAUCCCGCCAGCGGUAACCGGUCGUUUGUCCCCGUACGCAUGCUCAGGACGGACAAGCGGUACAAGGGGACCGACGCUAGCAAUUUGCACGACGAAGAGGUCAGCGAGAGCGAGCGAGAGUGGAGUGACGACGAGGCAGAGAGGGAAGCCAAGAGGCAGCGCAAGGCAGGGAAGGGCAAAGCCCCGGCAGCCAAGACACGACACUGGGACGCCGGAGCCGAGGUCGACAUCGAAGACGACAGCGAAUUCCUCGACUAUGCGCAGGGUCCAGAGACUCGCGACGAGGACGAUGGUCGAUCGAUGGCGGGCAUGUCGACCGUGAGUACGAGGGGAGGUCGAACGGGUCCUGUGCGGUACGACGAUAUCGUUCCGUCUGGGUCGGCGGAUCAGAGUCAAUCAACUGGUGUAAGCGGGCGAGGCGCGAGGGGAGGUGCGAUUCGGGGACGAGGACGAGGCGGACCGGUGUCCGAUGCAAGGCCUAGAGGAGGUGAGCGAGAUCAGCAGCGUGGUAGGGGACGAGGAGAGCCUCGUGGAGGAGCGCGCCGGGGAGGGGAUCGAGGUAGCGCUCGAGGUGGAGCGACCAGAAACCAAGACGGCGGACGGCAGAUCGGACAGGGUAGUGGUCGUGGACGCGGACGAGGGCAAGGAGGGUUCGGCUUACCGGUCUCCUCUCACGGUGGUGCCGGCAACGGUCCCGAACGAUCUCGCGACAUGUCUCCCACGUCGCUGGCGAUCGCUCGAGCAACGAGCCAAGCUCCGAUGUUGCCCCAAGGCACUGGCAUCGCGCAGCCCAUGUCGGCCCCGGCCAUGCAGCAGCAGCAGCAUCAGCAUUACGGUCACGUCAACCCGAUGAUGCAGAUGCAGCAACCGCAACAGUAUCAGCCGCAACAACAGGCGAUGAUGGGCAUGCCCUACGGCUGGCAGGGUCAACCUGGACACGGGAUGGGCAUGCCUCAGAUGCCGUUCUACUUUAACCCUAUGCAGCAAGGUCAGCAGGGUUUCGGAGGGCAAUUCCAGCAAGGCGGCGCGCCUCAGGGGGCUUUCAACCCGGCAUUUGCGGCUCGAAUGAUGGGUAUGGGAAUGGGCAUGCCAUAUCAGCAGUCGCCGCAGAACAACAACAAUAACGGCGGCGAUAACGGGCAAAACGGUGGGCAGCAGCAGUAGACAGUUGG